GCUUGCUCCCUCCCACAGUACUGGCGGAAGAUGGCGCUGCUGCAGAGACUGGCGCUCCACUGCAAGGUGACCGGAACCUCUUCUAUAAGUGCAAGUGUUUUUCCAAGGAUCCCCGGAAACAACUAUUUACAUACUCAGAUUCGAGCUGCUCAUAAGUACAUCCCUCGCAGAGCUGUACUAUACAUACCUGGAAACGAUGAAAGAAAAAUAAAAAAAAUUGCCACUCUGAAUGUGGACUGCGCAGUGCUAGACUGUGAGGAUGGAGUAGCUGUCAAUAAAAAGGUUCAAGCCAGGGAGACUAUUGUUAAAGCACUGGAAGAGUAUGACCUUGGCAAAACUGAAAAAUGUGUUCGGAUUAAUUCUGUGUCCAGUGGCCUUUCAGAAGAAGAUCUGGUAGUCAUCCUGCAGUCCAAGUCUUUGCCUUGUAUCAUGCUGCCUAAGGGUGAAUCCUCUGAAGAAGUGAAAUGGUUUGCAGAAAAAUUUCUACGCCACUUGAAAGGAAGGGAAUUGCCCCAACCAAUAUACUUGAUAACUUUUGUGGAAACUGCUAUGGGCCUCCUUAACUUCAAGGGCGUUUGUGAAGAAGCUUUACAAAGAGGACCCGAGGUCGGUCUUCACUUGGAUGGAGUUGUCUUUGGCGCAGAAGAUUUUAGAGCAAGCAUAGGUGCUACAAGCAGCAAAGAAACUCAUGAUGUCCUGUAUGCCAGACAGAAGAUCAUCGUUGUAGCCAAAGCAUUUGGACUGCAAGCAAUUGAUCUUGUUUACAUAGACUACAAAGAUGCAGAUGGGCUGCAGAGACAAGCAAAAGAAGGAGCCCUGAUGGGAUUCUCCGGUAAGCAGGUGAUUCACCCAAGCCAGAUUCCUAUUGCAGAACAGUUUACUCCAAGUGCUGACAAAAUAAAAUGGGCCUUACGAAUUGAUUUCUGCUUUUCAAGAACACCAAAGAUUAGAAAGGGGGCAUUCACUUUCCAUGGGAGCAUGAUAGACAUGCCCUUGCUUAAGCAGGCACAGAACAUCGUUACGCUUGCCACAGCCAUCAAGAACAAUCAUCUGUUAAAUGAAGCUCUCAACAGGAGUCCGCUCCAUACAGCGCUUGUCUUCGAGGACGGAGAGAGACUUGAGAAGUAUUCUGAGGGACGUUGGAAGCCAUUGAGCCUAGAAUGAUCAUGAUGCAUUUCUUUUUUUUGUAUAUGUAUGUCAUUAAUUACAAUAAACGUCACCUCCAGUA
Messenger RNA from Bufo bufo (common toad), 1228 nucleotides. RefSeq names its product citramalyl-CoA lyase (gene CLYBL). Gene Ontology annotation, biological process: regulation of cobalamin catabolic process. Gene Ontology annotation, molecular function: (S)-citramalyl-CoA lyase activity. The record is from RefSeq and is a predicted model, not a curated record. NCBI's taxonomy places the organism in Eukaryota, Metazoa, Chordata, Amphibia, Anura, Bufonidae.